AUCGUAUUUUCCCCUGUUACUGACAUCCUUCAUUUGCCGACGUUUCCGGAGAAAUGACUCAAUAACUUUUACUUCCGGGUUGUUUUAGCAGUUUCCUCUAUUGAGCUAACGUGAGCUAGCCACCUUCUUUUUUUUUUUUGUUACCGUCAUUAGUUUGUUUAAGGAGAAAAGAGCUUCUCUUUCGUCUGGAAACUUAACAACAACUGCGUAGGUUUUUUAUAAAGCGCUGAGUCAAUAAUGCGUGAACACUGACAAUGACGUCUGACACGAAGGAUGUGGAUGGGUAUGUUCCUGCCAGAAGAUAACUGCAAUUACAAGUCAUCCCUUGGAAAUUCCCUUGAGUGGCAAAUAUUUUGCCUGUUCACCACUUAAUCCAUCAUGUCAUUAAUAAAGGACUCAGGGAGCCGAGGGAAAGAUCGAGAAAGGGGGGCCCGGCCGAAGGUGAGACAGAGCCGAUCAGAGGAGAGACGUGAUGCUGGCAGCGGAAGGAAAGGUGGAAAGGGGAAGAAGAAAGGCCUCAGUUCCCAUGAACCAGUGGCCGAGAGGCCUGUCAGUGAUGGGUUUGAGUAUGGAGAGCUGUUGAGUGACCUUGAGAGCAGGGAUCAAACGUCGUCCUCUCCUGUGAGGGAGAACUGGAGAUGGCAGGGUUUGGAAGUUGCUGCCUCAUUACUCGGACAAGAGCGGGUAACAGCAAGGCCAGGACCUGUUAGCUCUGCUACAGACUCGCCGGCCCCCAGUGAAGGUGAGGGAAGAGGGUCAAGCAGCAGUCGCACUCUCCGUCAAAAAAUCCAGGAUGCCAUGGGGCAGUGUUUCCCGAUAAAAUCCCACAGUGCGACGGCACCCGCACAACCUCCACAAGCUCUUUCAUCGUCAACUAUCUGUGCCUCCUCCAAGCGUAAAAUCCAUAUUAGUGAGUUGAUGUUGGACGACUGCCCUUUCCCUGUAGGGUCAGAGCUGGCACAAAAGUGGUAUCUCAUUAAGCAACACACAGCCCCAAUCACCCAGCCCCCUAUGCUCGAUUCUGCAGUAGUGUGCAGUGCUCCGUCUCCAGCCAUGGCCACUGUGGUGGAGGAUGUAGAUGACAGGUUGCGAGAGCGCAGGCGCAUCAGCAUUGAACAAGGUGUUGAGCCACCACCCAAUGCAGAGAUUCACACGUUUGAGGUGACGGCACAAAUAAACCCUCUCUAUAAGCAUGGCCCUAAGCUGGCACAUGGUAUGAAUGAGUUAGCUGGGGCUGACAGAGCGUCUGCUCAUCAACAACAGCAGCUUCUCCUCCAAAGACAGCAGCAGCACCAGCUCCUACUACAGAGUUGUUUGGAUACUCUGGAUGAGGUGGUGGCCACAGCCUCUGUCUCUGCCUCUGCCUCUGCCUCUGCCUCUGCCUCUAUCCACACCUGUGAUACUAUUUCUGACCCUCUGGUUGACCCAGAGGUUACAGCGACCAGCAUGCCUUCUAGAGCCAUACUUCCUCAGACGGAGAAUGAAAAAUCUCCUGACGGCUACCGCAUCCACACCCAGAUCGAUUACAUUCAUUGUUUAGUUCCAGACCUGCUGCAGAUCACCAACCUCCCGUGUUACUGGGGGGUCAUGGAUCGUUACGAGGCCGAGACACUGCUGGAGGGAAAACCAGAAGGCACUUUCCUUCUGCGCGACUCUGCCCAGGAAGACUACAUUUUCUCCGUUAGCUUCCGCCGCUACGGCCGCUCACUACACGCUCGCAUCGAACAGUGGAACCACAACUUCAGCUUUGACGUGCACGACCCCAGUGUCUUCCAUGCUCCUACAGUUACAGGAUUGCUGGAGCACUACAAGGACCCUAACUCCUGCAUGUUCUUUGAGCCACUGCUGUCCAACCCCAUCCACCGCACACAGCCUUUCACCCUCCAGCACAUCUGCAGAGCGGCCAUAAGCAGCUCCACGACCUACGAUGGCAUUAACAUGCUCCCCAUUCCAAAUGCUUUGAAAAAGCACCUGAAAGAAUACCACUACAAGCAGAGAGUACGAGUACGGCGAAUGGACACUUGGUGGGAAUGACGAACAUCAAAGAAAUAUAGACUAAAAGAAAAGACUAAAUACAUAUACAACGCUCCCUGAAGUGAACACUUAGACUUGUUAUUCAUUCUUAUCUGGCUGACACUAACCUACACUGCACUGUUCUUAUUUAUUUAAUUCUUGCUGUAUCUGUUUAACAAUUGUACUACACUCCAAUGAUGUGACACCAUGUAAUUUCACUUACCCUGUACACUAAAAGUUUUUUAAGCUCAAAUUAAACAAACUUAUCUAGA
Molecule: messenger RNA, 2285 nt
Organism: Labrus bergylta (ballan wrasse)
Lineage: Eukaryota; Metazoa; Chordata; Actinopteri; Labriformes; Labridae
Gene: socs9
Product: suppressor of cytokine signaling 9
Biological process (GO): phosphatidylinositol phosphate biosynthetic process; intracellular signal transduction
Cellular component (GO): phosphatidylinositol 3-kinase complex
Molecular function (GO): 1-phosphatidylinositol-3-kinase regulator activity
Source: RefSeq, a predicted model, not a curated record